GGUGGGGGGGGCGGCUGUCCGGCGGAGAGACGCUGCUGUUUGUUGUCGGUGGCUGGUCCCCUCCAGGAAGACACUUCCGGAACGCUACUUUCAAAAUAAAAGAGCAAUCACGACAUGUUUCCUACAGCACCUGAACGCAGCACCAGGUCGGUUUCCACGGUAACGGCUAACAAACGGAAGAAGAUGGUUCACAUCACAGAGGAGAUGGUGCGGCGGCGAGCUGAGCACAACGACUGUGAGAUCUUCUCUCUGGAGGAGGUUUCUCUGCAUCAGCAGGACAUCGAGAGGAUCGAGCACCUGGACAGGUGGUGCAGGGACCUGAGGAUCCUCUACCUGCAGAACAACCUGGUCUCCAGGAUGGAGAAUCUCAGUCGCCUGAAGAAACUGGAGUAUUUGAAUUUGGCUUUGAACAACAUUGAAGUCAUUGAAAACCUCGAAGGCUGCGAGAGCCUCCAGAAGUUGGACUUGACGGUGAACUUCAUCGGCUGUUUGAGCAGCGCGGAGUCUUUGAGACACAACAUCCACCUCAGGGAGCUGUUUCUGGUCGGGAACCCCUGCACCGAGUUCGAGGGCUACAGACAGUUCCUGGUUUCCUCUCUGCCACAACUCAAGUCUCUGGACGGGACGGAGAUCAGCCGAUCGGAGAGGAUUCGAUCCUCACAGGGACUGAAGGAGGUGAAGAGACGAGUGUUAGAGCAGGAGAAAGAAUUCCUGAGGAGGAGAGCCGAGGAGAAGGAGGAGGUGCAGAGGAAGGCUGCAAGAGAGGAGAAAGGAAACAAGGAGAGGAGAGGAGGUUUCGACGGCAGCUCGAACACCAACACAGGAACGAGGAGGCAGGAGGUGGAGGAGAACGAGGAGAGCCAGGAGGUGGAGGAGAACGAGGAGAGCCAGGAGGUGGAGGAGAACACAAAGCAGCGGGCGACGAUCCCCGACCUGGAUGAGGAGCAGCAGGAGAAGGAGUUCUGGCACACGCCGUGUUCGUUCACCCCCGAGUCUCGCCUGGAGACUCAUCGCCACCUGGAGGAGAAGAGGAGGGCGAAGGAGAAGGUGAAGGAGAAGCAGCCGAAGGCCUCGAGGACCCUGAUCACCGCUGAUGGACGAGUCAUGAACGUCAACGAGCCAAAGCUGGAUUUCUGUCUAACUGAAGACGAACAGAGCAACACUGUCGUCUUAGACCUGGCUGUGUACAGACACAUGGACACCUCCCUCGUGGACGUGGAUGUUCAGCCGACGUACGUCAGAGUCAGCGUCAGAGGAAAGAUAUUUCAGAUGGUUCUGCCUGCUGAAGUGAGGCCGGACAGCUCGACGGCUCAGAGGUCUCAAACCAGCGGACACCUGGUCCUCACCAUGCCCCGGGCUGAAGGUGAAAUCAAAGUGUCAAAGACCGUCCCACGUCCAGCCAGUGUGCGUCCACACAGAUGCAGCAGCUCGCCCCAGGACAAUAACAGAAACCCGGACUCUCCCGAGUGGCUGGACGUGGACCCCAGCAAGCGAACCGCCCUCGACCUCGGCAGCAUCGUGCCGGGCCACAGAACCAAACAAGGUCCAGUGGAAGCCUCCGGGGCGGCUCCGCCUGCGGCCGCCGCUCACUGCUGCUUCUCUGAAGGGUUUGUGGACGAUCCCGAGGUCCCCCCACUCAUAUAAGAUCAAAGAUGGAGGCAUCUGCUCACUGAGCUUCGCUCCUGUCGCCUGAAAUCAGACAGAAUUUGGUGAUUCGUCGGCCAAGUGGUGGCAGCGACUGGUGCAGUGGGAACUUGUGAUGUUUUCCAGAAAAGUUAGAAUUCUUCACUGUUUCAAACCAGAAAGCAACCGAUGUUUUAUUAAAUAAAAGAUAGACAACGUG
Molecule: messenger RNA, 1843 nt
Organism: Hippoglossus stenolepis (Pacific halibut)
Lineage: Eukaryota; Metazoa; Chordata; Actinopteri; Pleuronectiformes; Pleuronectidae
Gene: dnaaf11
Product: dynein axonemal assembly factor 11
Exons: 13
Coding region: 115-1644 (509 amino acids)
Biological process (GO): outer dynein arm assembly
Cellular component (GO): cytoplasm
Molecular function (GO): protein binding
Source: RefSeq, a predicted model, not a curated record